AUGGCUGCCAAAGAACAAGGCAAGCCCCUAGCCCCAGCCAACUCAUACCAUCUCCGCAGUGAUGAAGAAGAAGUUAUCGUCUCCUCACACAUAAAGCUCUGCCAAAGAAAAUAUGUAAUGUGCUGUGGCUGUGUCUCGGCUCUCUUCUUAAUCAUAGCCGUAACUGCCAUAGUUCUCGGGUUCACGGUGCUUCACGUAAAGAGCCCGAGGAUCGAGAUGAACAACGUCACAAUCCAACAGCAGCCGAAGGUUGCCAACGGAGCCCUACGCUCGGAUACUAAUGUGACACUCCUAGCUGAUGUCUCGAUCAAGAACCCUAACGUGGCAUCUUUCAAGUAUGGGAACACAACCACCAGGGUUUUCUACAACGGGACGGAGGUGGGCCAGGGGAGGACUCCGGCAGGGGUAGCAAAGGCGAGGAGGACGAUGAGGAUGAACGUGACGGUGGAUAUUGUUCCCGAGGAGAUCUCGGUGGUGCCGGGGUUCACGAACGAGGUGGCAUCAGGGAAGUUGACGGUGAGCACUUAUACAAGGAUUAAAGGUAAGGUGAAAAUUCUUAUGGUCAAUAAAAAUGUGGUGGUUGAAUUGAAUUGUAGCAUGACGUACAAUUUUGCAAACACGGGGAUUGAAGAAGAGGACUGCAAGCGAAGGGUUAGUCUUUGA
Messenger RNA from Prunus mume (Japanese apricot), 663 nucleotides. Its product is annotated as late embryogenesis abundant protein At1g64065. NCBI's taxonomy places the organism in Eukaryota, Viridiplantae, Streptophyta, Magnoliopsida, Rosales, Rosaceae. The record is from RefSeq and is a predicted model, not a curated record.